This is a messenger RNA of Podarcis lilfordi (Lilford's wall lizard), 12626 nucleotides long. The record is from the annotation of a GenBank genome assembly. NCBI's taxonomy places the organism in Eukaryota, Metazoa, Chordata, Lepidosauria, Squamata, Lacertidae.
GAAGGAGGAGGAAAAAACGUUUUCCCCGCCCCAUGGGUUGGACGUAGCCAGUGAAGGAGGAACCGUUCGCGAGAGAAAAAGGAAAAAUGGCCGCCUGUCUACAAGAGGAUUACAUGUAUUGAGUAAGAUACUAAGAUACUAACAUUUAUUUGUUAGAUAAUCGAUCUAUUUAUUUAGACUUCUUUUGUGACUACAGAGCAGGAGAGCGAUGCACCGGACUUCUCUCACUUUUCAAAUGCAUGCUUGUGCUUUCAGUGACAGGUGUGUUUACUACUCCGGCGGGAGAAAGGCUGAAACUUUUCUGAAUUGGCGCGCGGAGUAAUGCACCACGAAUGCGGGUGGAAGGCUUCUUAAACAGGGGGUGGUCCACCCCUUAGUCUCGUUUGUUGAGCGCUGGGCGAGUUCAGAUCAGCCUUUCUCAGUCUUGCUGGCUUCUAAGGUUUUGGGAUUUAUGAUUCCCAUCAUAGCAAGUCAGAAAGCUGGUCCAUCUAGCUUAGUGUGACCCACACCGACUGGCAGUGGCUCUCCAGGGUUCCACUCUCCCACUCUCCACGAAAUGAUGAGGACCUUCUUCAGAAAUAAGAUUCCAGAUCUAAAAGGAAUGGUUUGAGUAAGAUGCUGUCAUGUACUGAGUCGGACCAUUACUCCAUCUAGCUCAGUGUUCCCAGGUUGGGUGAGCUAUAGUCCUUUCUUCGAAAAAAUAAUACAGCAGUCCAGUAUUUGUGGCUCUAAAUAAAUAGGAAGCUACCUUAUGCUAAGGUAGUUGGGACUGAUGUGAGUUGUAGACUUAAACUUCUGGAGGGCACCAAGUUGGUUAAGGCUAAUGAAGCAAAAUAGGCUGGAAUGUGACCAGUGGAUAUGUAUUUUGUAAUGCGUGCAUUUUGAGGUGGGUCAUGGAGAUGUGCAGUUGAUGGAGAAACUGUUGGGAUCUGUUGCAAAUUGAGUUGUUUUUUUUUUUUUUUUUGCAGAAGUAAUGACAUCCUUCUGGGCCAUCUAGAGCAGGGGGCACUGUUAUACAGUGGUCCCGCUCCUUCCUCCUGGGCUGUGUCCAGAAAAUGGUGUUGGGGGAUGAAUGUUCAGACCCCUGGGCUCUCACUUGUGGUGUACCUCAGGGCUCUGUCCUCUCUCCCAAGCUUUUCUACAUCUAUAUGAAAUAGCUAGGAGAGAUCAUCAGGAGGUUUUGGCUGGGUGUUCGCCAGUAUGCAGAUGAUACCCACCUCUACCUCUCCUUUAAAUCGGAACCAGUGAAGGCAGUGAGGGUCCUGUGUGAGUGUCUGGAGGGUGGAUGGAGGUUAAUGGAUUGCGGUUGAAUCCCGGCAAGACAGAAGUACUGUUCUUGGGGGGGCAGGGGACACGUGGGUGUAGGGGACCCCCUCCCUUGAAUGGGGUAACUGUGCCCCUGAAGGACCAGGUGCGCAGCCUGGGAGUCAUUUUGGACUCACAGCUGUCUAUGGAGGCACAGGUCAGUUCUGUGUCCAGGACAGCUGUCUACCAGCUCCAUCUGGUAUGCCGGUGGAGACCCUACCUGUUUGCAGAUUGUCUCACUAGAGUGGUCCAUGCUCUGGUUAUCUCCUGCAUGGACUACUGCAAUGCGCUCUACAAGGGACUACCUUUGAAGAUGACUCGAAAACUAUAACUAAUCCAGAAUGUGGCUGCUAGACAGGUGACUAGGAGCAGCCGCCAGGACCAUAUAACACUGGUCUUAAAGAAUCUACAUUGGCUCCCAGUACAUUUCAAAGCACAAUUUAAAGCGUUGAUAUGGACCUUUAAAGCCCUAAACAGCUUUGGCCCUGUAUACCUGAAGGAGUGUCUGCACUACCAUCUUUCAGCCCGGACACUGAGAUCAAGCACUGAGGGCCUUUGGGUGGUUCCCUCACUGUGAGAAGUGAAGUUACAGGGAACCAGGCAGAGAGCCUUCUCAACAGUGGUGCCCACCUUGUGGAGUGCCCUCCCUUCAGAUGUCAAGGAAAUAAACAGCUAUCUAACUUUUAGAAGACAUCUAAAGGCAGUCCUGUUUAGGGAAGUUUUUACUAUUUGAUACUUUAUCAUUUUACUAUUCUGUUGGGAGGCUCCUAGAGUGGCUGGGGCAACCCAGUCAGACGGGCGGCAUCCAAAUAAAAAAUAUAUUAUUAUUAUGUCAACCAUAGUUUAUUUAUUACUCUGUGAAGGAGGGCUGUUUCCCAAACUGUUUUGUACCAAUUGUCUACUGUGCUAGAAAGCUCUUUCCAGUGUCUGGUUAUGUUGCAACUCACUACUUGUAAUGAAUGGCUUAUUCAUUCAAGACUGUUGUCUUGAAAUAUAUGUAAUAAAGCUUUGACUUUCAAUUGUUGUUUAGUUGUAACUCUUUCUGACCUUUCUUGGUGAGCAGCUAAGAUUCUCUCCUUGGCACCACAAUGCCGCAGCAGCGCGCGCUCCCUCAGAGCAAGGAAACCCUCCUUCAGUCUUACAACAAGAGGCUGAAAGAUGACAUCAAGUCUAUCAUGGAUAACUUCACAGAAAUAGUCAAAACUGCAAAGGUACGAGAAGAUUACUUGUGGGUGGGGGGCGGGACCUCAUGACAUGGGUAUUCUUUCUUCCAUCCAAACUCAAAGUUUUUGCUCACCUAAUUGGAACAUAAAAAUAUUACCUCAUCAUUGCUUUAAGUCAAAGCUGGGGGAAAUUCUCACGUUCGAUUUAAAGCCCCAUGAUAUGACUUUAAACAGUCAUAACUUCCCCCAAAUAAUUCUGGGAGCUGUAGAUUGUUAAGGGUGUCAAAAGUUGUUAGGAGAUAUUUAGUCCCCUCCCAGACCUUACACUUCCCAGAGCUCCCUGUAAAGAGGGGUUGAUUGUUGAACCACUCUGAGAAUUGUUGCACAGUAAGGUGAAUAGGGGGUCUCCUAAAAGCUGUCAGUGCCCUUAAGAAACUACAGUUCCCAAAAUCCUUUGGGGGAAGCCAUGACUGUGUAAAGUAGUUUAAUACUGCUUCAAAUUUAUAGAAUAGAAGGGAGGCCUAAAUGAAUAAAUGUUCCUAUAAGAAGGAUUGAAUGAGAAGCCUCCAUUUUACUAGUUGGGGGUGUUGCUUCUUCUAUGGUGGAGUUGGGGAACCAGUGGCUCCUCCUGAUGAUUUUGGACUCCAUCUCCCAUCAGCCCCAGUCAGCAUGGUCAGCAGUCAGGGAUGAUGGGAGUUGUAGUCCAGCAGCAUCUGUUCCCCAUGCCUGCUUUUGCUCAAGUGUUCGGAACCUCUGGCAGAGGGAAUGAAAUAAAAUCUCAUGGAGGAUAGUGAGAGGGCUGUUUUUCUCUGCAGAACAGUGAAAGAAAGAUGUUGAACCCAGUGUAAAAGCUUUAUUUCUAACAUUUGCUGUAGAUUGAGGAAGAAACCCAAGUUUCUCGGGCAACCCAAGGCGAGCAGGACAACUACGAGAUGCAAGUCAGAGCUGCAAAUAUUGUGAGUAAAAAACAUCCAAUAGGAGCAUUUGUUGGGUGGGUUCUAGGGUGCGUUCAGAUACCUGAGAGGCUGCCUUCUUCCCUACAGACCCUCUCAGGUAUUGAGAUCAGCAGAGGGGCUUUUUUGAUUGUUCUGCCACCCUCAGAAGUUCUGGGUGCUGAUAGCUUAGGACAGCUCAUUCCCUGGGGCAGCUCUUCGAUUGUGGAAUUCCCUCCUCACAGAAGUGUGUCUUCUUGUUUUUGUUGAGAUGUGUGUGUUUUAGGAUCCACCCAAUUCCUUUGAAUGUGAUUUGUUUUUAACUGUUCAGUAUAAAAAAAAUGUUUUAAUAUGCCUUGGAACCUGCUGGUGAAGGGUGAGCAAUAAAUUGUUGUUGUUGUUGUUGUUAUACGUUCAGCGUAAUUUGGGGCUGUAUGUCAAGAUUGGAUUACUGAAAUGUGCUGCAUAUGGGCUUCCCUUGUGCUCAUUCCAGAAGCUGCAGUUAGUGCAGAAUGUUGCAGCAUAUAACACCCAAGCUAAGAGACCUGCAAGGGUUGCUCAUUUGCUACUGGGCCAUGUUCAUGGUGUUAUUAUUAGUAUAUAUAGCCUUCAACAGCUUGGGACCAGUUUACCUGCAAGAUAGUCUUACCAAAUACAUGCCCAGUGGUCUGUUUUGAUCUUUUGAGCAGGCACUGUUACAAAUGCCCCGUAAUACUUGUUCUGGACUUGUAAGAAAUUAAUAUUUUAGGGUGGCAGCACUGAUGCUUUGGAACUCCCUGUCCAUUGACAUCAGGCAGGUGCCCUCACUGUACUCCAAGGUAUCUGCCAAAAACAUUUUUGUUUAGGUAAGCCUGUCCAGACAUGUAGAAGACAGACACAUCUUAAUUUGGUUUUCAGCUUGUCAUUGACUUUAAUUAUUCAUUGAAUGUUUUAAAUCAGGGGUCAGCAACCUUUUUCAGCCAUGGGCCAGUCCACUGUCCCUCAGAUCGUGUGGUGGGCUGGACUAUAUUUUUUUGGGGGAAAUGAACGAAUUCCUAUGCCCCACAAAUAACCCAGAGAUGGAUUUUAAAUAAAAGCACACAUUCUACUCAUGUAAAAACACGCUGAUUCCCAGACCGUCCGCUGGCCGUAUUUAGAAGUCGAUUGGGCCGCAUCCAGCCCACAGGUCUUAGGUUGCCUACCCCUGUUUUAAAUAGUAGUGUGGUAUUUUUCUUUUUUCUUAUGAUUUCAUUGUUUUAUUCUUUUUGUAAACUGCUUUGACACUUUUUCUUUUUACGAUCUAGUGGUGAAUAAAUAGUAUAAAAUAAAUAAUUUAAAUUUAUUUCUCUGCUAGGUUCGGGCUGGUGAGUCUCUUAUGAAGCUUGUCUCUGACCUAAAACAGUUCCUGAUCCUCAAUGACUUCCCUUCUGUCAACGAAGCCAUCAACCAGCGGAACCAGCAGUUGCGCAGCCUUCAGGAGGAAUGCGACAAGAAGCUUAUUGCCCUGCGUGAUGAGAUCUCGAUAGACCUCUAUGAGCUGGAGGAAGAAUAUUACUCUUCCAGGUACAAAUGAAGCCAUGGACGGUUGCCCUAUAGUAACCACAACAAUUUCCUGUUUCUGACAUGGGGUGGGGGUAGGGUGGGGCGGGGUGUGUGUGAAAAUAACAACUGUCCUUGUUUUAAAAAGCAUCCCUAAAUUCCCAGCACCCAAAGAAUCCAGGCCCCAAAGCCAUUUUAUUGAGUACUUCAUGUUUGACGUGAGAUGUGGCCAUUUUGGAGGGCAAGCACACCGUGUAACUAGGCCUUCCUCCACAGAGAUGUGGAGGUGAGCUUCUCUCCUGCCCCCUCAUCAGCAUUGUGAUCUUGUCACCUAAAUGACUUGCAAACAGGAACAGGUAUUGGAUCUUGAACUGCCCAGCGUACCCUAAUCACUAGUCAGUGUAAACUGCAAUCCUAACCAUGUCUACUCAGAAGUAAGUCCUCUUGAAUUCAGUGGGGUUUGUUCCUAUCUAAGUGGGAUUAAACUGUUUUGAAGCUUUUUUUACAAUCAAGUGGUGUAUAAAUUUUAUGAAAUUAAAAAUAAAUGAAGAUGGCAGCUUUAGGCCACAUUCAUACAAUACAUUUAAAGCCCUAUGAUGCCAUGCUAAACAUUUAUGGAUUCCGCCAAAUAAUUAGGGGAGCUGUAGUUUUCGAAUGGUGCAGAGAUUACAGGGUUACAAUUAAUUCCCAGAGUUCCCUGUGAAGAGGGACUGAUUGUUAAGCCACUCUGGGAAUUGUAGGUCUGUGAAGCGAACAAGGGCCUCCGAAUACUACUUAGCACUCUUAACUACAGCUCCCAAAAUUCUUCAGGAGAAGCCAUGAUUGUUUAAAGUGGUAUCGAAUGCAUGGCACGAGCAUGGGGUAGUCAAACAACAACAUCCGAAGGGCUGCAGUUGAGAAGAUAUGGAACUUUUGGGUUUAGGAUGCAAUCAUACGCACCCUUAGCUGAAAGGGACCACAAUUGAAUAGAGUGGGGCUUGCUUCUGAGUAAAGAUACGUAGGAUUGGACAUAAUAAGCAUUUUUUCUUCUGUCUGUGAUGACUGGACCAUGCGUUUCCAGUUCCAGAAUGUUAAGAUGCAUCAAAACAAAGCAAUAUUUUAAGGAUUCUUUUGUUAUGCCAUUAUAUUAUCAUUAUAUUAUUAUUAUUAUUAUAUUAUUAUUAUUAUUAUACACACACAUAUAUCCCAUUAAAAAUAUUUGCUGCAAGCUUUAUUGUAAAUAAAACAGCAGUGUGUGUGGGGAAAUAUAAUUGUCAUUUCAGCUGAUAACUACAUUAUUUUUUUAAGCGAACCCACAGCUUGUUUUUGAAAACCUCCUUCCCCCUGCUUGUCUUAUGCAAAGCUUGUUCCUCUCCUUCCAAAACUCUUCCACUUUAUUUUCUUUUGCACCUCUUGUUUGCUUCAGAGCAGGAUUUCCACAAGCAAGAAGGACCAAGAUAAAUGGUUACACACUUGCAGCAUCUUUAAAAAAAAAAAAAAUAUGGGGGGAGUAUAGUUCAGUGGCGGAGCAUCUUCUUUGCAUGCAGAAGGCCUCAGGUUCAGUCCCCAACAUCUCUAGGCAGGGCUAUCAGAGACUCCCUAUCUAAAAUGCUGUACACAAUACUGGGAUCAAUGAACUCGGGAUGAGGUAGCUUCCUAUGUUGCCGUUCAGUAUCAUGAGGACAGAAGUGUUGCUUUAUUUUUAGGUGAAGAACAAUAGCUCAGUGGCAGAGCACAUCUUUUGUAUGAGGAUGGUUCUGGGUUCAAUCCCUGGUAUUUCCAGUCAGGGCUGGGAAAGACUCCCUUUCCAAAACCUUGGAGGGGAUGCGGUAUAACCUGAAUACUAGCUGUUGUUAACAGUAAGGAGAGUGCUAUUGCACUUGCUUUCUGCUUUUGGGCUUCCCAUAACUAGCAUCUGAUUGGCCACUGGAUGCUGGACUAAAUGAGCCUUUGGCCUGAUCUUGGAGGGCUCUUACGUUCUUAACCUUAGUUGUUGCUUCUUUUUUUCCCUUUUUUUGCUAUUUUCUUAACACUGUUGCCUCUGUCUUGCUUUUCUCCUUUUCUCUCCCUCCUGUAUCUCUCUCUCUCUCUCUCUCUCUCUCUCCCCCUCUUGUGGCUUUCCACUGUCCUUUUCUCCUUAACGGGCAUCUCAUUCGGGGAAAGCUACAGUCUGUGUGACACCAACGACCUCCCGCUGUGUGAAGCUUAUUGGAGACAGGAGCUGACCAUGUCCUCCCCAGAAGGCCUAGCCAUGCCUCUGGCGGCUGCCAUGAUGGAGGAGAACAUUCCGGCCCCUCAGGGGUCCACUCCUUCUCACCCUCACAUCAACGGGCAUGGAGCAGGCCCGACGGAGCACGCCUGAAAAGGGAACCUGCGAUUCUCCCCAGCUUUGUUGCGUUUUGACAGUUGAACGUUCUGGUGGUUGUAUCAAGACAACAUUUUCCUGCCCUCCCCAGGCCUUCUUCUCUGGCAGCAGGCCUCAGCUGUAUUUGCAAAUCAGGAGAAGAUUUGUCAGUUUAAGGAUGUGUGUCGGGUGGCUGUUUAAAGGCAGAAGAGAAGUGCCAGUUGAAAAAGAGACCUUAGUUGUAUAUUCAACAUUAGUCUUCUGAUGCCAGUUCACUUGAACACUUGAUUGUAACAUGUUUGUGGCGUUUUUAAAAGUAGGAUUUUGUGGGGGGUGUUUAAUUAAAAAAAAAUGUAUAUUUCUCUAAUUGUUAACAAAUUGUUUGAAUAAAGUCAAUUUUUAUACAAAGGUUUGGAAAGAGAUUAAGAAAGUUUUGGAGCUGGGGGGGGGGGGAAAGAAUGAAGCUUUCCCUAAUGGGUAGAAUUUCAGCCAUCAAAAUGAAUGUAUUACCUAAAAUGUUUUUAUUCCAGUCUGUCCUGAUCGUCAACAGUUUGUGCUGCUUCAGAGAUAUUUCUAGAUAUAUCUGGCGGGGGAAGAAACCAAGAAUUAAGUAUAAAACUCUGAUAGAUAAUAAAUAAAGAGGAGGCUUUACCCACCUUUGCCCUUUACAGUUAUACUAUGAGGCAGCAUGUCUUUGCUGGCUAAAGGAAUGGAUUGGUUUGAAAAAACGCUUAUCCAUUAGAUCUGAAAGGUCAAGAUCUUAAAUUUGGCUGGUAUGCAUGUCUAUGGUAUGGGAAAGCUAAGAUACAUAAGAGUUUCUCAAAUCAGGGAGUCUGGGAGAAAUAUAAGAACUUGUUGGAAAGGAAAACUCCAUUGUGUUUAUUGCCAAUAGAAGCCAUUGCGAUGAAAAUAAUAAAUAUGGUCAGACAGUGGGUGACAUACAGAGAAUUCCUGGACUUUUCGGAGAAGGAACUCAGACUGAAGACAGUGAAAGAAAUAAAAAAACAAGUAGCAGAUUGGUUACAAUAUCACUGGGGAACAAUUUUUUUUUCAUUUUCUGUUGCAUGAGCUUUUUCAACUGUUCUUAUAUGUUCUUUCAAUGCUGAUUUCAAAUCUGAAAUUGAUUUUUGUGUACACGCUAUCAUUAACUUGCAAUUUCUGACUUUUGCUGAUAUAUCAUAUUUACACUUGGGAUAAGUGGACACUGACACGUUGAUCUACCCUAACCACAUGGUAAUUAUUGUUUCGCAAACUUGAUUUUUUUAAAUAUAGUUUUGUAACCUAAAUAUUUGUAUUUUUCAGAUCGGACCAUGGCUUCUUCAAAUAGACAAAAAUGUGUAAACAAGCCUGAUGCCUUUUGUUAUAUACCAUAUUUUUCGCUCCAUAGGGCGCACCGGACCAUAGGGCGCACCUAGUUUUUUUGGGGGGGGAAAUCAAGAAAAAAAAUCUUAUUUCACCCCCCAGCCCCAAAGAGCAGCAUACAGGCUGCGCAACAUCUCCCUUCCGGAGGGGUUGCGCGGGGCUAUGGCACAAGCCAAGGCAGUGAGUGGGAUGGAUCCCGCUCGCUGUUUUGACUUCCUCUUUAGCCCCACACAACCUCUCCCUGCCGGGAGAGGCUGCGCAGGGCUAAAGAAGCCAUAGCCCCGUGCAGCCUCCCUUUCGGAGGGGUUGCGCGUAGCUAUGGUACAAGCCAAGGCAGUGAGCGGGAUGGCUCCCGCUCGCUGUUUUGACUUCCUCUUUAGCCCCACACAACCUCUCCCUGCAGGGAGAGGCUGCGCAGGGCUAAGCAGCCAUAGCCCUGUGCAUCCUCUCCUUGCCGGAGGGGUUGCGCGUAGCUAUGGUGCAAGCCAAGGUAGUGAGCGGGAUGGAUCCCGCUCGCUGUUUUGACUUCCUCUUUAGCCCCACGCAACCUCUCCCUGCCGGGAGAGGCUGCGCGGGGCUAAAGAAGCCAUAGCCCCGUGCAGCCUCUCCCUGCCGGAGGGGCUGGGUGCAGCUAUCCCUGAAGCCUGGAGAGUGAGAGGGGUCGGUGUGCACCGACGCCUCUCGCUCUCCAGGCUUCAGUGAAAGCAACGCGACGCCUCCGGAGCACAGAGGGAGUGCUCCCUAUGUGCUUCGGAGGCUUAGCGUUGCUAUCGCUGAAGCCAAGGAGCCUGCAUUCGCACCAUAGGACGCACACACAUUUCCCCUCAAUUUUUUGAGGGGGAAAAGUGCGUCCUAUAGAGUGAAAAAUACGGUAUGUGACUGCUAUGCACUUCCUUGUCAAAGAUGCAAUAUAACAGCGUUUGUGAGGCAUGCCUAUAAAACCUAUUUUGAAAUUCCCCUGGGUGACCAAGACAAGAAAUGGGCUCCGCAUAUUGUUUGUCACAAUUGUGAGGAAAUGCUUAGAGACUGGACAAAAGGAAAACGGAAGAGUAUGCCUUUUGGGGUUCCCAUGGUUUGGCGAGAACCCAAGGAUCACACAAGUGACUGCUAUUUUUGUUUCCCAGUGGUAUCUACAAUUGUUAUUCAGGUACUUGGUAAAGCCUUUCUGUUGUCCAAGCAAGAAAUUGACCAUUUUGAGAUCCACACAGAUGACCCAGUUGUGCUCCUCACCAUGUUCACUUACUUCAAAUUCAGAAGAGACAAACCCCUUAAAACCUGGAAUUGGAGUUCCUCAGAGUGCGGGAUAGGUCUAAUUGCUGAAGGAAUACUGGGAUAGGCGACAGCAUGUUGGUUUUUCUUGCCAAUACCCUACGUAUUGACCAGACAAAAAUAGCAUAACAAAAGGCAUUAGGGUUGUUUACACAUUUUUGUCUACUUGAAGAAGCUAUGGUCCAAUCUGAAAAACACAAAUAUUUAGGUUACAAAACUAUAAAAAUUAAGAAAAAUUAAGUUUGCAAAACAAUAAUUACCAUGUGGUUAUGGUAGAUCAACGUGUCAGUCUCCACUUAUCCCCAGUGUAAAUAUGACAUUUCGGCAAAAGUCGGAAUUUGAAAGAUAACUAUAGCAUGUACAUGAAAAUCAAUUUCAGAUUUGAAAUCAGCAUUGAAAAAACAUAUAAGAACAGUUGAAAAAUAUGCAAAAGAAAAAUAAAUAAAAACAAAAAUUGUUCCCAAUGGAAUACAUUUUUUUUGCAUACCUCCAGCUGUACAUAGAUACACAUAAUUUUAAAUGCUAUACAUGUCAUGUUCAAUGUUAUAUAAGUCACAUUUAUACUCAUAUUGUACUACUUUGGCUAUGUGUUUAAUAAAAUAUUGAAUCCUUGCAUUGUGAAAAACAAAGAUUAUGGUGAAAAGUGAAAAACAUGAAUUGCAAAAAAACCUAGAGCUUACAGAACAAAACCAACUUCAGAUAUGAAAUCAGCACGUCAAAAUUAGGUUAGAACAACUGCAGGUGUCAAUGCAACAAAAAUUUUGUUCCCCAGUGUUAUCAAUUAAAUGAAUGGUUCAAGAUAGAUUUUAAAAAUGUUUUUUUGGACCAAAGCUCAGAAUUUGAGAGAAUCCUAUUAGAAAAUAAAUGAAAAAUUAUUAUCCAAAAUGUAUAAGUUGUUAUUGGAGUGGGAAACAAAAGAUGAGCUGGUAAAAUAAUCAGUGAUUCACUGGGCAAGAGAUAUAGGGCAUAAUAUUGAAUUUGACCGCUGGGAGAAACUAUGGAAGAAAGAUUUGAAAUUUACUGCGUGCUACACACUAAAAACCAUGUGAAAAUGAUACAUAGAUGGUAUAUAACUCCAAGCAGGUUAGCUAAGAUGUAUAAAUCUAAAUCUGAUAUGUAUUGGAAAUGCAGAGAAGUGGGAGGAACAUUUCUACAUAUGUGGUGGGCAUGCAGAUUAGUUAAGGGAUAUUGGGAAAUUAUAUACAGUCGUACCUGUUUUGCUGCCGGGAUCUGUUCCGGAGCCCCGGCCGCUAGCCAAAAUGGACACAGGGCAAAGCAUCACAUCUGCGCACACGUGUGGAGCAGUUUGCACUUCUGCGCAUGUGCGAUUUGGCGCUUCUGCGCAUGCGUGAGCGGCAAACCCGGAAGUAACCCGUUCCGGUACUUCCAGGUUUGCUGCGAACAUUCGCUGGACUGGACACUAGACAAGGCGCACGUUCGCGGGGGUAUUAAGGCAUAAUGAGAUGGAAAAAACAUUUUAGUUAGAAAAACAAUCACCCCCAAACCAGAAGCGUUUCUUUUGGGAAUGGUGCAGACAGAGGUACCCGGGAGCCAGAAAAACGUAUUUAUGUAUGCAAUUACAGCAGCUCGGAUUUUGUUAGCCCAAAACUAGAAGGUGAGAGAAGUUCCUAAGAAAGAGAAAUGGCAGCUCAAAAUGAUAGAAUAUGCAGAGUUAGCAGGCCUACAAGAGCAAGAAGGUCAAGUAUAUAAAGAAGAGUGGAAAAAUUUAAUGGAAUAUUUGGAAAAUAACUCGAAGCAAGUGAAAACACUAGCGGGAUUAAGGUAAAUUCAACAGUAGUGAGAUAUAAUUGGGGGGGGGGGCUAAAUUAAAUGGAUUUUUUUUUUAGAGUAUGCAGAUAUUGGAAAAUUUAAAGAACCAUGGAAGGGGAAGGAGGGAAGUCGAUGAAUGCAAGAUUACAAUGGUGGUUAUUUAUUGUAAACAAAAAUCUGCCCUUUUUCCUUAUGGGGUAUCCAAGAGCCCAUAUAGAGUCCUUAUGUAGGUUCCCUAUUGGUAGGAGAAAAUAACAGAGGCCAACCAGAGAAUAUUGAGAAGCAAAGCAGCUAGUAAGCCUGAUCUUUAUUGAUCUGUUGCAACAGGGUCCUCACUCACCACACGUAGGAGGAGGAAGAACCCAGAACAAUGGUGCGCAAGGUCUUAUAUAGACAUUUUAAAUUCCCUGCCCUGGAACUCAAGACCACCCCUCCAUACAUCAUACAUACAUCACAGAAGGGUUGUAAUCCAAGACCACCCCCCCAAGAUACAUCAUAACUACAUCACAGAAAGGGUGGUUUACAGCAAAAAUCUGAGUGGUUUGUUUACCAGGUUACCUGUUUAAUGUCUGCCAGGUUACCUGUUUAAUAGUCACUUGAUUGGAUUGCCUGGGGAGCCUGGCCAGUCUUUUGUAAUGUUAAAUACUUAGUUCCUGAGCCAGGCCACAGCCUCACACCCUAUUCAUAUCUUAAAUGUGCCCUUAAGACAGGAUUUGGGAAGGAAAAGAUAAUGGGGAGGCUUUUCCAUUUUCCUUUGACCUUGCAGAGAAAACAUUUGCUCAGUUUGGGAAUCAAAAUGGUUUCAGGUCGGUCUUCCUGUGCUGAUCUAUGUACAGUGCUUGGUUGUUACACUUAUGAACAUUUAACAUAUAUCUAAGACCUCAAAAUUCCUAUUACAUAUUUAAUGAUGAAAAUGUAUAUUUGAAAAUUUUCUAUAAAAAUCAUUUUUAAAAAUGAAUAAAGUCAAUUUUGUGUUAUUUUGCU